UAUUAGCAUGAAGGUGAAAGAAGAAGAGGAGGAAGGACAGGGCUGACACUUGUUCGUCAUUCUCCGACCUAUUCUAUCUUGACCACCGCCGAAGUACAGGAAUCCCGACGGAGGAAGGCCCAGAUAGUUUCUUGCAGGAUUUUCACCUUCGACAGCUUCCACAGCGGCCGUUCUGUGAGCAGCACGGUCCUCACGACGCUCCAUGCGUUCCACAAUGAGACUACAAAGCCAGCCAUUAGAAGACAUGGUCGGAGCGCCAAAGGGGACGCGAUUGUUUGUGGUGUGCGUCAGCUUGGCCGGCGUGGUCACCAGCUGCUGCGUCACGGCGCUGCUCGUGAUGUACUAUUUCGUGGACGCCGGGUGUGGAGAGUUGCCGGACUGGGACUAUCGUGGUGAUCCCGCCAAACGCCAGAGCGCCUGCACCGGCGAGUCCUGCAAGGAGACCAAGUGCGAACCGGCCCCUGACAACACCACCUGCGACGGAGUGGUUCGUUCCUUCGCCGUUGGGUGUCGCUGCUGCCCGGCCUGCGUCGCUGUACUCGGCUUGGACGAGGACUGCUCCAAUCGCAUCAGCGACCGUCGCGAUGCUCGGCAGUGUGGCAUGGGCCUUUACUGCAACAAGCGCUACUGUACCUGCAAGAAGUACAUUAGGGCACCUUGAUUUGUUCUAAUUAGCGCCACUCACUACGUGUCCGCUGCUUUCAUUUCUUAAAUGUGCCUGCUGAAGAUUGCGCAUACAUCCGUUUUCAUCCUUGGAUAGUUUGAGACCAUAGCACUUGCUGACAUAAUAAACAGUUCUGAUUAU
Dermacentor albipictus is the source of this 805-nucleotide messenger RNA. RefSeq lists its product as uncharacterized. The record is from RefSeq and is a predicted model, not a curated record. Gene Ontology annotation, cellular component: extracellular region. Lineage: Eukaryota; Metazoa; Arthropoda; Arachnida; Ixodida; Ixodidae.